Molecule: messenger RNA, 778 nt
Organism: Oryza brachyantha (malo sina)
Lineage: Eukaryota; Viridiplantae; Streptophyta; Magnoliopsida; Poales; Poaceae
Product: putative UPF0481 protein At3g02645
Exons: 2
Coding region: 1-723 (240 amino acids)
Source: RefSeq, a predicted model, not a curated record
AUGCAGGAUGGAGAGAUAAACUGCUGGGUGAUUAAGCUUCUUUCGGAGACCAUCACACCUACAACGCCUAUCGAUGGCAUGGGGCUCCAUCCCCUGGACAUUCUUCAGAAAAGCAUAAGUGGUACACGUCGAAACCGCAAAGGUAUUGUACGGGAUCCUAUUCCGUCUCCUCGGAUACAGACUGCUGCAGAGCCCAGUGAGGCAGGGAUCCAUUUGAGGCUGAGCAGAGGUUCUGGGUUCGCAGGUACAGUCAACUUCGAAGGAGGCAUACGGUGUGUCCCAAAGAUCCUGCUGGACGACAACGCCGAGCGCAUGUUCCUCAACCUGAUGGCCUUCGAACGGCUGCAGCCAGGUGCUGGCAACGACGUGAAUUUGUUUGUGGCGUUUAUGGACGAGCUCACCAACACACCCAAGGACGUGCGGCUGCUGUGGUCCAAGGGAAUCAUCAAGAACGGUUUAGGCAACGACGAGGCAGUGGCGAAUCUGAUCAACAACACACUAACAAAAGGUGCAGUGAUGGACCCAGACAGCAGCCUCCACAACGUGGUAAAAGAGGUGGAUGCGUACUGCAAGAAGCCGUGGAAUAGCUGGAGGGCCAGCCUCAUACACACCUACUUUAGUAACCCUUGGGUGUUCAUCUCCCUAGUCGCUGCUACUACCCUCGUCUUCACUGCACUCAUUCAGACAGUCUAUGCGGCCUUGUCCUUCAAAAAGAAGAGCUGAUUAAACCUUACAUCAUCAACAUUUGGGUUAAGAACUAUCCCGUAUAUGAAAUUCC